Molecule: messenger RNA, 459 nt
Organism: Populus euphratica (Euphrates poplar)
Lineage: Eukaryota; Viridiplantae; Streptophyta; Magnoliopsida; Malpighiales; Salicaceae
Exons: 1
Coding region: 1-459 (152 amino acids)
Source: RefSeq, a predicted model, not a curated record
AUGGGUUCCCUCCACAUCAAAGCAAUUUUCCUUCUCCUGGCAAUAGCCAUAACUCCCUCUACUGCCUGGACUGUACGUAUUCUAAAUCGACUGAGCCACAAGAAGGUGUUGUUUGCGCACUGCAGGUCUGGGGACGACGAUCUUGGCCCCCGGUAUAUCAAGCACAGGGAUGAAUUCAAGUUUAGUUUCGGGGUAAACUUGUUCAGGACCACAUUAUUCUGGUGCUACAUGUCGAAGGACAGAAAAUCUCAAGCUUCCUUCGACGUGUUCUGGCCGAGUGGGGAUGCCAAGAAGCAUGGCGGCAUUGAUCAUCUGUCCACCUGGACUGUGAACGAGAAAGCCGUCUGGGUAAUAAGAGAUGAUGGGAUUUAUUUAAAGAUAAGAGAUCCCGGGGGGGAUGCAUUUAAAAACGACUACAUUGAUGAAAUUCUGUAUCUUAGAUGGCAAUCAAAGAGGUAA